Messenger RNA from Drosophila elegans, 570 nucleotides. Its product is annotated as chorion protein S38. The transcript has a single exon. The record is from RefSeq and is a predicted model, not a curated record. Lineage: Eukaryota; Metazoa; Arthropoda; Insecta; Diptera; Drosophilidae. Bases 59 to 502 code for a protein of 147 amino acids.
AACGGGAGCAUCAUCCACCAUAAAUAGAUGCCUUCUUCACUGGGCCGCCACACUCACAAUGGAUCUGCCCAAGAGUCACCUGCUGCUCCUGGCCAUCGGAUGUGCCUGUCUAUUCGCCUGUGGCGUCCAGGGCACCCUGACCAUCCAGAAAACCAAGCCAGCUCUUCCGGAUCCCAGUCAGCUGCUGGCCAAACUGCCACCAAAGCCCGCCUUUCUAUCGGAUCCCAGUCAAUUACUGGCCAAGUUGAGCAAACCGAAACCCAUGCUGGAUCCCAGUCAGCUGCUAGCCAAGUUGCCACCAAAGCCGGAAUUCUUGAAGGAUCCCAGCCAACUGCUUUCCAAAUUUGUCAAACCAAAACCCGUGUUUGUGAAACCCGUGAUUGUUAAACCCGUAGUGGUGAUUAAGCCCGUCGUCGUCGGCGGAGGAAGUGGAGGUGGUGGUCAUGGUCAUGGUCACGGUCACGGACAUGGUCAUCAUGGCAAGGAUAAGCUAAAACUUUAGGUAGCUAUACGAACGAUUACGAAUGUAUUAAGGUAAAAUAUAAUUAAACCAAUUGGUUUAAAUCGAAA